AUGUCUGAACAAAAAAAUCCUGCAACUGCUGCUAACGCACAAACUGCAAAUGUUAAGAAGCAACAUCAAUCUCAUAAAAAGUCUUCUAAAUCUAAAUUACAAGUUAGUUUGAAAACACCAAAGGGUACCAAAGAUUGGGCAGAUAAAGAUAUGGUAAUUAGAGAAGCCAUUUUCUCUACGUUGUCCAGUAUAUUUAAACGUCAUGGUGGUGUUACCAUCGAUACUCCAGUGUUCGAAUUAAGAGAAAUUUUAGCCGGUAAAUAUGGUGAAGAUUCUAAAUUGAUUUACAACUUGGAAGACCAAGGUGGUGAAUUGACUUCUUUACGUUAUGAUUUAACUGUCCCAUUUGCUAGGUUUGUUGCUAUGAACAAUAUCGAAAAAAUUAAGAGAUAUCACAUCGCCAAAGUUUACAGAAGAGAUCAACCUGCCAUGACCAAGGGAAGAAUGAGAGAAUUCUACCAAUGUGAUUUUGACAUUGCCGGUAAUUAUGACCCAAUGGUUCCAGAUUCUGAAUGUUUAUCUAUUUUAGUUGAGGGUUUAACUAAAUUGGGUAUCCAUGACUUUAAAAUUAAAUUAAACCACAGAAAAAUCCUAGAUGGUAUUUUUCAAAUAGCAGGUGUUAAAGAUGAAGAUGUUCGUAAGAUUUCUUCUGCUGUCGAUAAACUAGAUAAAUCACCAUGGGAAGUUGUUAGAAAGGAAAUUACAGUUGAAAAGAACCAAACAGAAGAAACCGCUGAUAAAAUCGGCGAAUAUGUGAAAUUAAACGGUACUUUGGAAGAGGUCUACGAUAUUUUAUCAAAAGAUGAAUCUAUUUCAAGCAAUGAAAAGGCUAAACAAGGGUUGGAAGAAAUUGCAAUUUUAAUUUCAUAUGUUAAAGCUUUUGGUAUUGAGAGAUUCAUUUCUUUUGAUUUGUCUUUAGCUAGAGGUUUAGAUUAUUAUACAGGUCUGAUCUAUGAAACCGUUACUUCUGCUUCUGCUCCACCAAAAGACGCCGCUGAAUUAAAGGAGAAGGCAAAAAAGAACGUUAAGAAGGGUGAAACUGCAGAUGAAGAGGAUGUCUCUGCAUAUGUUGGUGUUGGCUCUAUAGUUGCUGGUGGUCGUUAUGAUAAUCUAGUCAAUAUGUUUUCUGAAGCUUCCGGCAAGAAAUCUGCUCAAAUACCAUGUGUUGGUGUCUCCUUUGGUGUUGAAAGAAUUUUUUCCUUAGUUAAACAAAGACAGGAAUUAGCUGCUAAUAUUAGAUCAACUUCUACCCAAGUAUUUAUUAUGGCUUUCGGAGGCGGUAAAGACUGGAAUGGUUAUUUACCAGAAAGAAUGCAAAUUGCUAAAAAAUUGUGGAAUGCAGGAAUUGAAACCGAAUAUUUGUACAAAGCUAAGGCCAACCCAAGGAAACAAUUUGAUGCUGCAGAAAAAAGUGGCUGUCCGCUUGCUGUCAUAUUGGGCAAAGAAGAGUAUUUACAAGGCAAAUUACGGGUUAAGAGAUUAGGCCCAGAAUUUGCUCAUGAUGAUGGUGAAGUUAUACCAAUCGAUGAUGUUGUUAAGGUCGUUAGUGAAAAAUUAUCUCAAGUUCAUGAAGAUGGUGUUGAUGAAAUCCAAAAAUUAUUGCAAGGAUUAAGGUAA
Molecule: messenger RNA, 1617 nt
Organism: Saccharomycodes ludwigii
Lineage: Eukaryota; Fungi; Ascomycota; Saccharomycetes; Saccharomycodales; Saccharomycodaceae
Gene: HTS1
Product: histidine--tRNA ligase
Exons: 1
Coding region: 1-1617 (538 amino acids)
Biological process (GO): histidyl-tRNA aminoacylation; mitochondrial translation
Cellular component (GO): cytoplasm; mitochondrion
Molecular function (GO): ATP binding; histidine-tRNA ligase activity
Source: RefSeq, a predicted model, not a curated record